AUGGGCAAAGCAUCUUACAAACCACGAUCUGGAUCUUUCCCCUUCCUAGCCCUUCCCCGCUCCCUCCGCGACAAAGUUUACCAAUACGUCAUCCCCUUCCCCACAGCUCCUUCCGCCCCCAUCUCUUCAUUUCUUGAUAAUCGUCCUCCCUUCGAACUCCGAGACCGGUUGUCAGAAUUAUCAACAGAUCUUUCUAUACUCGUCGUAAAUAAGCAGAUACAUGAUGAGGCAUCACAGAUACUCUACGGAGAGACGGUGUUUCCCGUGAGAGUGGUGAUCAAUGAGAGUCGGACGGAUGGCUAUGAGCCUCAGACAUUGUUUGAGGUUCAAUACGAGUCUCCGUGGGAAGAGGUGGGGUAUACUUGGCGUGAUAAAGAUGACAUCGGCGAAUACUGCGCCGUAAACUUCCUCCCCAGAUUUGCAACCCACAUACCCGAAGAUAAUACCCCCGCACCCCUUCCACUCCCCACCUACCGCCAUCUCAUAAAACACCUAAGACUCGACGUUAUCGACAAACGCGUCUAUCCGUACUCUCUAAAGGAAUACGAUGUCCCCGCUGUAAUGCAACAUCGGAUCAAAAAACUACUCCUCCCAUUUGUUCAUCGCCUCGCAUCCCAAGUUGGCUCAAGAAAGGAUAUAACUCUGGAUAUCAAACUAUCGUCCCUUUUCCUCUAUAAAGAAGAAUUAUCAAACUUUCAGUAUAGAGAAGAGGCAGGGGAAGAGACGAUGGAGUUGUAUAGUGAGUUAAUAGAGACAAUAUGGCCGUUUACCACUGGUCCAUGGGGGUAUAGACUCGAUAUGCCAUUGCAAAUUCAAAAGCAACAUCCAAAGCUAGUGGCACAGGUUUUUAAAGCUUGUGAUGAAGAGUAUGGGUGUAUGGAGGGAGAGGAAAAUAAGAGGUAUCAGACUCUAGAUGUUGCGGUGCCGUGUUUCUGGGCGAUGAGUGAUGGGAAGAUGAGAGUUACUAAGAAACUUCAGAGUGCUGGAAGCUCCGCUAAGGGCCCAGCUAGGAGAGGGAGGAGGAUGAACUUCCAGUCGAGGUAUUAA
Messenger RNA from Orbilia oligospora ATCC 24927, 1047 nucleotides. RefSeq lists its product as uncharacterized. Lineage: Eukaryota; Fungi; Ascomycota; Orbiliomycetes; Orbiliales; Orbiliaceae. The record is from RefSeq and is a predicted model, not a curated record. The transcript has 2 exons. Bases 1 to 1047 code for a protein of 348 amino acids.